Aspergillus alliaceus is the source of this 2106-nucleotide messenger RNA. RefSeq lists its product as uncharacterized. NCBI's taxonomy places the organism in Eukaryota, Fungi, Ascomycota, Eurotiomycetes, Eurotiales, Aspergillaceae. The coding region runs from base 1 to 2106 and encodes 701 amino acids. The transcript is spliced from 4 exons. Gene Ontology annotation, molecular function: carboxypeptidase activity. The record is from RefSeq and is a predicted model, not a curated record.
AUGUUGAGUAGAUAUAAACAACAAAGCAGGAAGGAAAGAAACCGAUCGGGUAAAUUCUCGAACCAAACGGGGCUCUUCCUCUCUCUACUUCAGGAUCUGUUACUCAGGGUACCCAGCUCCGAAAGAAUACGUGAAUGGAGUGACUAUUACACCAACGGAUCCCACCUCGCCGGCCAAGGCCGCCAGCAGGCCGAAUGGACUCAAGCUCUGUGGAAAGAAUUCGGGAUUCCUCAAAUGACCAUGACUACCCAUGAAACCACCCUGGAGUUUCCACGCAGCCAUCGAGUUGCACUCAUUGACAUAGGCUCAACAAAUGACACAUUACUGCAUGAAGCGACAUUUGUCGAGGAUAUCAAAGCCAAGGCGGAUUUUGGCGAGCCCCAAUUUUUGCCUGCAAUAUUUACCGGGGCCGGGGUGGGAAAUAUGACUGCUCAAUAUGUUUAUGCCAAUUUCGGCCUUCAGCAGGACUAUGAAGACUUACUUCGGGCUAAUGUCGACCUUGAGGGUAAGAUUGCUUUAGUCAAGUCUACCUUCGCCUCGUCAUUUUUGAUGCAACGCAAUUUAUCGGCACACCGUUCCAGUCAAGUGAAUGCUGCUGCUAAUCAUGGCAUUUCUGGUGUGAUCGUCUACCCAGACCCUCAGAUGGAUGGGAAAUUUACUGAAGCUAAUGGAUACUUACCAUAUCCGGAUGGCCCAGCUCGUGCACCAACUCUAAUUGAGCGUGGCUCGAUAUCGUCCCCCAACACAAGAGCUGCCAUCCCAGCCAUUCCAAUAUCAUAUGCUGAUGCCAUUCCUCUUCUUCAGGCCCUCAAUAACCAUGGGCCUCUUGCGACAGAGCUUAAUGAACGUUGGCAUGGUGGAGGACUAACUCACAAAGGUGUUUAUUAUAGCGUCGGCCCCUCACCCACCAACAUUGUCUUGAAUUUAAACAAUGACCCUAGCAUCACUCAGGGGCUGCUCUACAACGUGAUAGGCACGAUUCCAGGGAGCGUAUUCCCAGAUGAAGUGGUGAUCCUGGGUAAUCACCGAGAUUCCCUGGGCCCAGGCGCCAAUGACGGAAAUGGUGGCUCGAGUGCCCUAAAUGAAGUAGUUAGAAGCUUCGGAGUCGCGUUGGCCAAGGGGUGGAAACCUCUACGAACUGUAAUCUUUGCUAGCUGGGAUGGAGGGGAGCUCGAACUUGCCGGAUCCCAGGCUUGGAUUGAUGAAAACUUUGCCUGGCUCAAUACCAGUGUUGUUGCAUACCUUAAUGUUGUUGUCGCAGGCGCAGGAACCGAAUUUCGUGCACAAGGGAGCCCACUUCUGACCAGAGUUAUGCGUGAUGCUACUAGUAAAAUCCAGUCACCGAGUCAACCUGCAUCAUCUAUACUAGAUGUCUGGGGAGGUGAAAUUUCUCCAGGGGCUGGCGGAGAUAGUCAAUCGUUCCAAGGUUCCAUCCUGGCCUCCUCGGUGGACUUUGCUUUUGAUACCGGGCUAGAUGAAGCUAUGUUUCCGUAUCAUUCACAGUUUGAUCUAGUCGACUGGGUGGAUCGAUUCGGAGACCCAGACAGGGAACUCCACCUUGCAACCACGAAAAUUUGGUCUAUAAUGACUAGCUUACUCGCCUAUAGCCUCGUCAUCCCCGUUACACUUAAUGACUAUGCUCUGUUUCUGCGACAGAGUCUUGAUACAAUCGAACUACAGGUGCCAUUGAAGACAAUGGAUACCGGAAAGCUGCAUAAAGCAAUCAGAGACUUGCACCAAGCUACCCUAACAUUUGACUCGUAUGCUCACUCUCUUGCUGGGAAGAUCGCUCAACAACCAAAAAGCACGGAUCUCCUUCAACUGGCCCAAGACAUGAAUAAACAGUAUCUUAUUUUUGAGAGAAUAUUUGCCCACCCUAACCCGGAAACCCUUGCUGAUCGCCAUAUGGUUCUCCCUUUGAGUUCGUUCUAUACAAAGGCGACGGGAAUCCCUGUACUAUCACAGAGCAUGACUGCAGGGAAUUGGCCCGCUGCGGAAACAUACCAGGACAUACUUGUGGCCCGCAUUUAUGACAUGAUCAAGCUUUUGAAUCAAGCCGUUGGCCGGCUGAAGCAUCACGAGACAAAUGUUCAACUAGGACUAUAG